CUCCCGGGUACCAGCGAGAGGAACCGGCAGGCUGGUCCCCGCUGGGGCCUGCGCGGCGCAGCCGCCAUGAAGCUGACGCGGAAGAUGGUCCUGGCCCGGGCCAAGGCCUCGGAGCUGCACAACGUGCGCAAACUCAAUUGCUGGGGUAGCCGGCUCACAGAUAUUUCCAUAUGCCGGGAAAUGCCCAGCCUGGAGGUGAUCACCCUCAGUGUCAACAGUGUCUCCACCCUGGAGCCCGUGAGCAGCUGCCGGCGCCUGAGCGAGCUAUACCUGCGGAGGAACUGCAUCCCCAGCCUGGCCGAGCUCUUCCACCUGAAGGGCCUGCCGCGCCUGCGGGUGCUGUGGCUGGCCGAGAACCCGUGCUGCGGCACUGACCCCCAGCAUUACCGCAUGACUGUGCUGCGCAACCUGCCCAACCUCCAGAAACUGGACAACCAGGCUGUGACAGAGGAGGAGCUGUCCCGGGCCUUGAUGGAAGGAGAUGAGAUCACCGCUCCAGGCAGAGACAGUGGCUGCCCUGAGCCAUCCUACGUGCUGAGCUUGGUCAGCUCCACUACUGAGACCGGCCAGGACCUGCUGAGCUGUGGCGAGGAGGAGGCAGAUGUCCAGGCCCAGCUUGGCCUGAAGGCCCCUUCCCAGGACCAGUUUUCUUCCUUUUCACAAAAAGAUGCUUCAAACAGUAUCAAGAACAGGAACGUGCUGACUGCCAUUUUGCUGCUCCUGCGGGAGCUGGACAUGGAGGGGCUGGAGGCCGUGCGGUGGACUGUUGGCAGCCGGCUGCAGGCCCUGCAGGGGCAGGAGCUGCAGGAGCAGGUGGAGUGACUGUUACCAGGACCCAGAGCUGCCGGGCCAGCACAUGGACCCCAGAGUCCUCUCCUCCUGCACCUGGGAGGUGGAGGGCCACAGCCUCAGCCCUGGCAGGAAAGCCACACUCGGUUUGCCAGGCCCAAGGGCAGGAGGGAGUGUCAGGUGCUGGCAGGGUGGAACCAGCUCCUGUGCCUGUAGCUGAAAAGGAGCCUUGGCCUAGACUGGCAGAGAUGCCUGCCACAGCUGGACGUCUGGGGGCUCUCCAGUGGUCAGGAGUCUGGGCUCUUCUCCAAGGGAGGGCUUUCCGGGCCAUCCUUCCUAAUAAAGUAUUUCCAAGUCUGAUCUGGAAGCACAUGUUCCCCAGCUGGCAGGAGGGGCCUUGACAGUCCCAUUUCAGCCCUGAGUCAGUGAUAGGUUUGUGGACUGGGGAGACUGCAGGACAGAGGGCAGACCCCUGGUCCUUGGCACUCUGCAGCCCCCACUGCCACGGAAGGGUGUUUCCUUUUUGAAGUGGGGCAGGGAGGGUGUGCUUCCUUCCCUCUCAAGGGCACUGCAACAGUGGGCGGUCGACGCCAACCACGUGGGGCCAUGGGGACAAGCUGCCAGGGGCCUCUGGAACAUGGUCUGGAAGCUUCCUCUGGGAAGAGGCUGCCAGGAUCCAGGUGGUGACACUGCAACCCUGGGCCUUCCUGGUGCCUCUGGAAACCAAGGGUGUGUGCAGGUGACAGGAAGGGUGUCGCUUCAAACCAUCAUGGGGAAACCAAAUCUGGCUGUGCUAAGCUCAGGACUGGGCAGAACACAGGGGGCCUUCCCUCAGACCCUUCUUGGUGGGGUUGGGACCUAGGUCUGUGAAACGUCCACCUCCAUGCAGGAGCUGAGAGCACAUCAGGUCACGUGACAGCUGCAUAGACCACAGACCCAGUGCUGGAGUGGUGUGUCUGGAAGGCCACCCAACUCUCCUCCGCUGUGUUUGAAGAUGAAGCUCCCCCCAUGGUAUGAGCCACUUUUGACAUGGUGGUGGCUGUUGUACUCAGGGCCUGGUCAAGGCCAAGGUGAAGUGGGGGUGAAUCACCUGUAGGGUUACUUCCAGUCAUGGGUAUUCUCUGAGCGAUGGGAAGUUGAGGCACCAUGUUGGGGACAGAAGGUCAUAGGCCUGCAUCUGUGCCCCCUUGUAAUGGUAUGCUGUUGAACACUCAAUAAAGCACUGUCUUGG
Messenger RNA from Nycticebus coucang (slow loris), 2020 nucleotides. It is a transcript of the gene CFAP410, whose product is annotated as cilia and flagella associated protein 410. Gene Ontology annotation, molecular function: protein binding. The record is from RefSeq and is a predicted model, not a curated record. The transcript is spliced from 7 exons. Gene Ontology annotation, biological process: cytoskeleton organization. Bases 67 to 822 code for a protein of 251 amino acids. Lineage: Eukaryota; Metazoa; Chordata; Mammalia; Primates; Lorisidae.